AUGUCACAGUCCCGUGAGGACGAAGAUCCCGAUAUGGCUAUUUCGUAUACAAGCCAGCCGCCGGCCGGCUCUCAAACUCUCCCUUCGUUCCGCGAGCUCCUCCCCGCUCACCUCCACGAUGAAAUCGAAUCUACAUCUGCAUACUACACCCCGCCACGCCAACAGGAGCGCCCCGGAUCAGGCCACGAGAUGGCCGAUCCCCGAUCAAUCCCAGGCUACAACUCGCACCCCUCAAAAAUGCCCUACGACGCACACCGAGAAUACACAGUCAGCCGCGGCGACCACACACGCCAUAUGGCCGACCCAGGCCACCACAUGCGGCUAUCGGAAAGCUCAACACGCGGACCUAGCCCGAUCCUCCCCCCAAUCCGCGACCUGGACUCCAUGCCGGGCCGAAACAUGAACACCCAGGGUGCUGUCAGCAGCGGCAGUGGUGGCAAAGGAUAUCCCGAGCGAGGUCCAGUUCCACCUCCACGCUCCGACCCCUUCGGCCAGGAGUAUCGCCAGCCUGGCGGGCCCGGGCCCAUGGCGGUGCCCUUGUCUGAUCGUCGCAGCGCAGAGCAUUACCAGCAAGCGAUGAUGCAUCCCGGGUCGCCGUAUGGGCAUCCGGCUAUGGGAUACUCCGACGAGGAGCAGAUAUCGCCGCAGAUGAUGGCUCAUGGGCAGCAGGCCAAUUUUGGUAUUAUGGGUGAUACUAUUGAUCCGAAGACGAAGCGCAGACGGGGGAACCUGCCGAAGCCUGUGACUGAUAUCCUGCGCGCUUGGUUCCAUGAGCAUCUUGAUCACCCUUAUCCUAGUGAGGAGGAUAAGCAGAUGUUCAUGACGAGGACGGGUCUUUCGAUUAGCCAGAUUAGUAACUGGUUUAUCAAUGCUCGGCGACGACAGCUGCCUGCGCUGCGGAAUCAAAUGCGCAGUGGCGAUGUUGACUCGUCGCGACAGUCUCCGUUCAGUGAUGCUGAUGGCUCUGAGCAACUUGCCUCGCCUCACCACUGA
Penicillium arizonense is the source of this 993-nucleotide messenger RNA. RefSeq names its product homeobox domain-containing protein. Gene Ontology annotation, biological process: regulation of transcription by RNA polymerase II. Bases 1 to 993 code for a protein of 330 amino acids. Gene Ontology annotation, molecular function: DNA-binding transcription factor activity, RNA polymerase II-specific; RNA polymerase II cis-regulatory region sequence-specific DNA binding. Lineage: Eukaryota; Fungi; Ascomycota; Eurotiomycetes; Eurotiales; Aspergillaceae. The record is from RefSeq and is a predicted model, not a curated record. The transcript has 3 exons.